Molecule: messenger RNA, 1070 nt
Organism: Lycium ferocissimum
Lineage: Eukaryota; Viridiplantae; Streptophyta; Magnoliopsida; Solanales; Solanaceae
Product: ras-related protein RABH1e-like
Exons: 6
Coding region: 149-772 (207 amino acids)
Molecular function (GO): GTP binding; GTPase activity
Source: RefSeq, a predicted model, not a curated record
UACAUAUUGACAUUUCAAAAACGUUAAGUCACUUCCUUCCUUUUUGUUUCCUCAAUUUUCUCUCUUCUUUUUCUCAUUCUCUUUCCAAAUUCCACCGAUCCAGAUCUCAUAUUUUCGAGAGAGUGAAGAAGAAGAAAAUUGAAUAAUAAUGGCGGCUGUAUCGCCAUUAGCAAAGUACAAACUGGUGUUUUUGGGUGAUCAAUCUGUUGGAAAAACUAGCAUCAUUACUCGCUUCAUGUACGAUAAAUUCGACACAACAUACCAGGCUACCAUUGGUAUUGAUUUUUUGUCGAAGACAAUGUACCUUGAAGAUCGAACAGUUCGUUUGCAGCUCUGGGACACUGCUGGUCAAGAGAGAUUUAGGAGUCUUAUUCCGAGCUACAUUAGAGAUUCUUCUGUCGCCGUAAUUGUGUAUGAUGUUGCCAACCGUCAAUCAUUUCUAAACACUUCAAAGUGGAUUGAGGAAGUACGUACUGAACGGGGAACUGAUGUCAUUAUCGUUCUUGUUGGGAACAAAACUGAUCUUGUUGAGAAAAGGCAAGUAUCCAUCGAAGAAGGAGAAACCAAGGCUCGUGAAUUUAACGUAAUGUUUAUAGAAACCAGUGCUAAAGCUGGAUUCAACAUCAAGCCUCUGUUCCGAAAGAUUGCUGCUGCUUUACCGGGAAUGGAAACCCUUUCGUCCACAAAGAAUGAAGAUAUGGUGGAUGUGAAUUUGAAGCCUACCACAAGUUCAUCUCAUGCAGAGCAGCAAGGUGGAGGUUGCGCGUGCUAGAUUUUGUACGUAACAAGAGAGAGAUAAAAAGUUGAACAUACACAAAAGAUGCAGUUGCAUCCAAUUAUAUCAUUAUAUAUAUAGAUGUUCAAUUAGCUCAUUUUGUUAGAUUAUUAUGAGGUUUGGAACAAUUUUGGGUUUUUGUUCAUGUUGUACAACAAGUUCUUUCAAUUGUGGUGGUGAGGUAGCUGACAAUUCUGUGCUCUUGAAAUCUUUAAAGGUCCAGUUGGUACUGUUAAAAUUUGUGAUUAUAUAUUAUGCGAUUCCUCCUAGUUCAGGAAUCCUUUUCUUUUUUUCC